GCUGUCUUUACAAACCUUGGUAAGAGUGGAACAAAGGGUCCAGACUCAGUUGGCAGUCACUACACAGGUCAGGAUCAUGACGGACAAGUUACAGUGUCCAACGGUACUCAACUGUGGACUGUGCCACACACUGGUGAAUACAAAAUAGAAACAAUAGGAGCCUCAGGGGGGUACAGUAAGGACAGUGUUAUCAACGGAGGGAGAGGGGCGCGGAUGAUUGGAAACUUUAUGUUGACCAAAGAUGAGAUCAUUCGUAUACUUGUUGGUCAGAGAGGGAGAGGAACUUACAAAAAUUCUACCAAAAAAACUGCCGGAGGCGGAGGAGGUACAUUUGUAGUAAGAGGAGACAACAAGCCUUUGAUCAUAGCCGGAGGUGGAGGAGGAGUUGCUAAAAUGACAGAACAACAUUCAGGAUGUGAUGCGUCCAUAAACACAACAGGAAAUGCAGGGUAUAACUCGCCAUUCCUGUCAGGAGGAAGUAACGGAAAUGGAGGACAAACUGAUAAACCGUACUCUGGUGGCGGUGGCGGCGGCUUUUACAGUAAUGGAGAAGACUCACAGAAAUCUUUUGGAGGGGGAAAGGGAGGUAAAGGAUUUCUGAACGGGGGAGAGGGGGGAGCAUAUUGGGGUGGGUUCGGAGGUGGGGGUGGAUAUCGUGGAGUCCGUGAGUUACCUGGGGGAGGGGGAGGGUACUCCGGGGGAAGUGGAGGUGCGAAUAAAAAUAUUUCCUGUGGGGGAGGGGGAGGUUCUUUCAACAACGGAACAAAUCAGCAAAAUGAAUGUUGUUAUAAUACUGCUGGACAUGGUAAAGUGAUCAUAACAUUUCUCCACUGA
This is a messenger RNA of Pocillopora verrucosa, 834 nucleotides long. The record is from RefSeq and is a predicted model, not a curated record. NCBI's taxonomy places the organism in Eukaryota, Metazoa, Cnidaria, Anthozoa, Scleractinia, Pocilloporidae.